AAAGGAAAUUUGAGAAUUGAUUGGCUCCAGUUGCUGUCAGCGGGUGGAUGCCGUUUUUUUCCCCCUUUUUUUCCUUUUUUUUUUUUCCUACAGGAAGUGAUUUGCAGUGCUCACCGAGCCUUUGUUGAGAGGGGCUCCUCGCAGAGUGAGUCAUGCUUUCGCUGUGAGCAGCCCCGAGCAGCUGGGCUCUCUCUCCACCAGAGGCAACUAUGACUUUUGCAAAGCAAACGCUCCACCCCAAGCAGCGGGCUCUGAGGCCGGGGCUGCGGGGCCGCUGCGGGGCUGGCUUUUGAUAGUGGAGGGCCGGGUACUCAGACCCCGCUGUCCCUCUGCAGAAGGCUGUCCUGGGACCUCGGCUCUCGGUCUCACUCCGGGGCCCGUGGCUCGCCUGCUAUGCGCGGCAGCCCGCGCCGGGGCCGGCACCAGCGGCGCCCCGGCGGAUGCGGCGAGCCCACGGAGGGGCAUGCUUCCACGCACCAAGUACAACCGCUUCAGGAAUGACUCGGUGACCUCGGUCGAUGACCUCCUGCACAGCUUGUCUGUGAGCGGCGGCGGCGGCGGCAAGGUCUCGGCGGCGCGCGCGACCCCCGCGGCGGCCCCCUACCUGGUGUCGGGAGAGGUGCUGCGCAAGGCCCCCGACGAUGGGCCCGGCAGCCUGGGGCACCUGCUCCACAAGGUGUCCCACCUGAAACUCUCCAGCUCCGGCCUCCGCGGCCUGUCGUCCGCAGCCCGGGAGCGGGCGGGCGCGCGGCUCUCCGGCAGCUGCAGCGCGCCCAGCCUGGCUGCCCCAGACGGCAGCGCGCCCCCCGCGCCCCGCGCCCCGGCCAGCAUGAGCGCGGUCAGGAAGGGCCGGCCAGGAGACGAGCCCCUGCCCAGGCCGCCCCGGGGGGCACCGCACGCCAGCGACCAGGUGCUGGGAGCUGGAGUCACCUAUGUGGUCAAGUACUUGGGGUGCAUUGAAGUCCUGCGCUCAAUGAGGUCUCUCGACUUCAGUACAAGGACACAAAUCACCAGGGAAGCCAUCAGCCGUGUUUGUGAAGCUGUGCCUGGUGCCAAAGGAGCCCUCAAGAAGAGAAAGCCUCCAAGCAAAAUGCUGUCCAGCAUCCUGGGAAAGAGUAAUCUCCAGUUUGCAGGGAUGAGCAUCUCUCUGACCAUCUCCACUGCCAGCCUGAACCUGCGAACGCCUGACUCCAAACAGAUCAUUGCCAACCAUCACAUGCAAUCCAUCUCCUUCGCCUCUGGGGGAGACCCGGACACAACAGACUAUGUUGCCUAUGUAGCCAAGGACCCUGUUAAUCGCAGAGCCUGUCACAUUCUGGAAUGCUGCGAUGGGCUGGCCCAAGAUGUCAUUGGCUCCAUCGGACAAGCCUUUGAACUCCGGUUUAAGCAAUAUUUGCAGUGUCCUUCCAAGAUUCCGGCUCUCCAGGAUCGAAUGCAGAGUCUGGAUGAGCCCUGGACUGAAGAGGAGGGAGAAGGCCCAGACCACCCAUACUACAACAGCAUUCCCAGCAAGAUGCCUCCUCCAGGGGGGUUUCUUGAUGCUCGACUGAAAACCAGACCCCAUCCUCCUGAUUCAGCCCAAUUUGCAGGAAAAGAGCAAACUUAUUACCAAGGAAGACAUCUGGGAGAUGCGUUUGGUGAAGACUGGCCGAAAGCACCCAGCAGGCAAGGGUCCUUGGACAUCUACAGCACACCGGAAGGGAAAGCACCUGUGCCCACCCUGGGAGAAGGGCCCACCUAUGUCAACACCCAGCACAUGCCCCCGCAGGCCCCACCAGCCAUGGCCAGCAGCGUGGAGAGCAGCCCACGGAAAGACCUCUUUGACAUGAAGCCUUUUGAAGAUGCUCUCAAGAACCAGGCCCUGGGGCCCAUAUUGAGCAAGGCCGCCUCCGUGGAGUGCAUCAGCCCUGUCUCACCCAGAGCCCCAGAUGCCAAGAUACUGGAGGACCUGCAAGCUGAGCCUUGGUACCAGGGGGAAAUGAGCAGGAAGGAGGCGGAGGGGCUGCUGGAGAAAGAUGGAGACUUCCUGGUCAGAAAGAGCACCACCAACCCCGGCUCCUUCGUUCUCACGGGCAUGCACAAUGGCCAGGCUAAGCACCUGCUGCUGGUGGACCCUGAAGGAACGAUCCGGACGAAAGACAGAGUCUUCGACAGCAUCGGCCACCUCAUCAACCACCACCUGGAGAGCAGCCUGCCCAUCUUCUCAGCGGGGAGCGAGCUCUGUCUCCAGCAGCCGGCGGAGAGGAGACAGUGAGCUGAUGCAGCCCAUCCUGACACUGGGCACCAGGUCAGGGGGACCUGGAGUCCAUUGGUCUCGGGCUGCAGGGCCUGGGGGAGCUGCUCGGGGGUGCCUCACCUUCUCCAGAAGCCCCCAGAGGAAGGCUUCCUUCAAGUUCAAAUUUCAUAAACUUGUUCCAGAUUCCUCAUAUGCAUAUUAAAGGUGUACAUACCUAUACAUCCUGUACAAAUUAUCCCUCUAUAUUUAUAUUUUUUAAGACUAAGAAAGAUGUAAGACUAAUGUUCUGUGCCGUAUGUAUUUAAUGGAAACAAGUUUGACUGUAGUUGUCCAGGCAAAAAUUUAACUCAACUGACCUAUCCCACUGGGACGUUUUAUUAGGAAGGUGUAACCCACAGCUUUACCUAAUAAGCACAACACGCAGGGAAUAGAGACAAGUAAGAGGUGGGGGGGCGGGGGUGGUAAACAGGAUUGUGACAGACAGAGCCAGGAAGCCCUAUGCCCAGGUGCUUCCCGCUGCACUGGGCGUACUCUACUUGAUCUUAGCCAAAAGGCUGAGAAGCGAUGGAAGCACGUGUAAGAGCUGGUUCUGAGACUUGGCUCCGGGGGCUGAUGGGUGGUACCCCCAGUGCCCCUACCAGUGCCACCCCGCCCCCCACAUGUGGGGCUCCCACUGCAGCUUCAUGACAGGCAAGUGGCACUGCAGCUCCUCUGGGUCCUGCUGAGCAUGGGCGCCUGCCGCUCAGCAGGAUGUCAGUCACUUGGGAGUCACGGAGGAUUCUUUUGAGGGCAAAUAUGGCACAGAGUAAGCCUUGCCAAUCAAGACCCUGAUGACAAAUGCUGCCCUAGUUCUCAACCAUAUGAGAAUGAGAUGGGCAUCCGAGGAAGGCAAUCGAGGCAAGUCCUCAGUGUGUGUAUCUGUCUAGCCAGUGAGCUGAUCACAGGCAGCUUGUGGUGGCUGCCAGUCAAAUUGUCGCCAUUCCAGUCCACCCUUCAUAUUCAAUAGAGAAAAAGCCUGUGUAAGUGCCAUGGGAAGGCGGGGCCAAGCACACUUCAGACUCAUUCCUGGCCUGGCUCAGGUGUGUGUGUGUGUGUGUGUGUGUGUGUGUAUGUGUGUGUACAUGUGUGCGCAUGCUCAGGAUGAGGCCCUGGAGUUUUAGGCACUAGUUAGAGGUUUGCCCCAGAGUGAGGGAUGGUGAGCCCCUUACUGUCCCUGCAGAGUUUCCUGGUGGCCCUAUGGACAGGUGUGUGUCCCAUACUGCUCUUAUUUCUACAUCAACACUGACAUUUCCUGAUGGCCAUUUGGUGUUGGGAACUUGGCAGUGUCUAUGACUUUAAAAAUAUUUAGGCUGAGAUUACCUUUACAGAUGCUGCAAUUAUACAAUAGCUGGAGGGUGCAUUCACCGGUUGGCAUCUCUUCUAGUUUCUGUGAGGUCCUGUAGCACAGGGCUGUAGCCAGUGGAAUGGAGACACUCUGCACACACUUAGAAUUGCAGAGUGAUAAGUUGGAUGCUUUUUAAAAAAUCUGGUGAGUCAUGAUUCUGCGAGGUUCUAAUGCCAAGUGUGGGAACUCGGUUUCUGCUUUGGGAGUAUGCGGCCAAAUGGGAGGACACAGUACAGCUAAUGAAUGAGGAUAGGUCAGGCAGAUCCUAGGCUUUUUUGGAGUUUUUGCCCUUUGGGAUUCCAAUGAAUCCAAGCUGAUGGUGGAGUUGAGUCUUCUGGAAUGUUCUGUGGGAGGUGUAGACCUCCUAUGCUUCCUGAAUGAUGCUGGUUUCAGGCACAGCAUGGAUGCCUGAGCAGGGAGGCAGGUAGCAGCUGGUCCAGGCACCCAUCUGUGACCACACAGUCUCUGGGCUGGCUAUGAGAAUCACACUGCACUCCUGAGCCCUGGGGGACUGCACCUUGCACAUACACGCACAGGUCUGAGCCUCUUGUGUGCAAACACAUACUACAUGUAAAGUGCCCGCAGUUGCCUUCUGUCAACAUUCUGGCAUUCCCUGUGUGUGUGAAGCCAAAUGCUAAUAUUCAGGGACACCAGGAAAGCAGAAAACAAAAAUUAACAACACUGAACAGUGGAAAGUUUGCUCUGGCCUAUUUUCCUUGUAGGAAGAAUUAAGAAGUGGUGAUCCACAGUUAUGGUAGCUCCCUUCUCUGAAGUUAGUGUUGAUUUCCAGGAUGAUAGGCAAUAUGUGUAUUAUAUACCUUGCAUGAGAAUCAAUUUAGAAAAUUAAAGGUAUUGGAGUCAUUUUUUCUUUUCAAUGUUGAUUCAAAAUACGUAAUUUUGAUCUCAGAUUCUAAGGUUGGUUAUGCUACAAUAAUGCCAAGUGAAAAAAACUGGUAUUCCUUUUUAACUAUCAGAGAUUUCAGAUGUAGUGGUUGGCAGUAAUCUUAUAGUUUUUGUUCCCUUCAAUUUUUUUUCCUGGUACUUAGAUUGAACCCAGGGCCUUCUCACUGAGCUACAUCUCCAGAUCUUUUUAUUUUUUAAUUUUGUGACAGGGUCUUCCUAAGACUCUCAGUUGCCUGGGCAGAGCUCAGACUUGUGAUCCUUCUGCCUCAGCCUCUCAGAGUGCUGGGAUUACAGGUACGUGUACAAUGCCCAGUUUCCCUUCUAUUUUUAAAGUGUGCUAAAGCACACAUGAGUUAUCUCAUCUCUUACUUCAAGCACCAUGUGAUGGGGCAUUCCUGUGAGCCUUGCUCACAGUGGGGAAACUGAGGCUGACUGCAGGUCCUGCAGUCAGCUGGCAGCAGAGCUCUUCUGCUCACUUGGCACUUCCUGAGCUCUUCCUGCUGUGUGCCAGUCAGGGUUUGGAGAUAAGCCCAAUAGGGGGCCUCCGCCCUACCCAGCCUGAGACCCUGCUGCCCUUGGCUGUCAAACUGCACCCCUGCCCGGCAGGGGCAAAGCUGUUGAUUAGCACCCCCAGGCAGAGCAGCACUGUGUGUUGCAUUUGGGUACAAUAGCAGUGUGCUGUACUGGGCCAUCCUGGGCCCAUGGAGUUGCCUCGCCCCUGCCACCUCUCUCCUGGGCACCACCACUGCACCCUGCUAGGAUGCAAGGAGGGUCUAGCAGUCUUAAUGCAGUGGCAGUCUUUCCCAGUGGCCCUGGACACCCUGCUCCCCCUUCUCCACCUUCCUGCAUGAAUGAGCUGUGCUUCAAAUGCACCUCUGUCCUGUGAGCCCAGAUGGGUCUCCCAUGGGGUCCUCACUGUGGUCCACGAUUGCUUGACCACCAGGAUCCCCUAAAUGGCUCCCUGUAGAGUCAGGUGGGCAGUCUGAUAAGCUACAGGUCAAAGACUCAGUCUUAAAUCCUAUACCUACAUUACCAUGGGCCUUUUUACUUUGGAAGGACCAAAGGGUUGGGUGCUGUUUAGGCUUGGUGAGCAAUCAUUCUGUUUAAAGCCAUCUCAUGUUGAGGUAGAUGACCAAGGACCAACUGAGCUAUGCACAGCUCCCCAUGGCUGGAGGACAGACUCAGGACAAGUAGACCCAAAAGAGCCCAGGGACUGAGGGUCACAGCUGACGUGUGUCCAGCUGCCCUGCCCAUCUGGGUGACUAAAGAUGUCCUCAGCUCCUGAGAUGAAACUUCUUCCUGUUUCAUCAGGCACUUGGCUAGCUCCUGUCCUCAUUUCCUCUGAGCCAUUUGCCUCAUGAAGGCCAGUCCCACAUUCCCUCCCUGUUGGGCUGAGCUGAGCAGAAGCUGGACCACAGGCACCCCCAGAUAGUGCCAGUGGCACAGGACACCUCUGUCUGGCCUCAGCUCCAGCACACUCAGAAUGACAGCCUCAGGCUGGUGGCUGGGUCUCUCUGAGCUUUGGCUUACUUCUUGCCACACAGUGGCUGCACGUAGCUCCCACCGCAAGGGAAGUGUAACUUCCUGGAGUUCUUCAUUCACAAAAGCAUAUGUCAUUUCUCUUUCUGUCUGGCCAAGGCUGCUUGCCAUCCAAAUCCGCUUUUGUAGAUGGAGACAGCUAGAUUGAAAGUGGGUAGGAGGAUUGUGAAAAGAUUGCGAACUAGAUCACUGCACCCGGACAAAGUCUUAGCAGUGGGAUUCAGAAUAACACUCUGGUUUGUGGAAACUCUGUUUCUUCUAAGAAAGAUAAAACCGAUAACUCCCAUUCCUGGAAUAUCUUGAAAACAGAACUGUCAGCUUCAUACAAGAUAACAAGGAAUGGAGUGUUGCACCAUGUGAUCCCCUUUUUCAGAUAAGGAAACCAGAGCCAGCUGGCUUGCCAGGAUGGCUGACACUAGGAAAGAACGUGAUCUUAGGUCCUUCAGGGAUUAAACAGGAAGCUCACCCCCGUGAAAGCGUCUGUAGUGUUUUUCCUCUGGUUUUACCUUUACGCCCCACUUCAAAAUGCAGCUGGGAGAGACAGUGCUUCCAUUCUCUCUUUUAGUUGGGGUUCUUGUGGAAGCAGACCAUGAAGAAGGUCUGAGUGUGAGUAGUUUGUGUGGGUAAUGAUCCCAGGAAUGGGGGGGAAGGAAGUGAUAUAGAAGGGGUACGUUGUCAAGUGGUUUUGCAUGAUAUGGAGAUGCCCAGGAGACAGGGCGGGACGCACCUCAGUGGCAGCCCAGCAGAGGAGACAGAAAGUUUAUCCUAGGUGUGAUAUCCUGGUGGGAUGCUUUUUCAGGGAUACCCUGGCCAUCCCUGUGUGCACUGAGCCCACUUGGCAAGCUGGGAAACCCUUGGACAUCGACAGAAGUUCAUGAUAAACAGACCUAGGGUAGAUGGGGGCCUGAGAACUGGCUGGCUUGCCAGCUCACGCUUAGAUUGCAGGACUCUGCUUCUCUGAAUUCCUGACCAGUGAGUCUGGAGUGAGGCCCAAGAAUUUGCCUUUCAAAUACAUUGCUAGGGGGUACUUGUGCUGCUGGCUACAAGUCUUGACUUUGAGAAGCAUUGGCUGAGGAGAGUUUUCAGCCCUUACCUAUCUCUUAUUGAUGGCCUCACCCCUCUAUUUGAUGAUUAAGUAUUCAUACCACUUCAUGUCAUAGCUCCCGGGCUCCAUGCUGUGAAUGUACAAAUGGAGGAUUAAUAAGCACUUAUAACUCCAUGCAACUGUUGCUGGCAAAUAAAAUGCCAUCUGCCAGCCACAAUUUAUUUAUAAUGGGGUUUAUACAUAUUUAUAAAUUUGCAAGCAACAAAUGCACAGUUUUAAAACUGGCACAUUUUAUAUCGCAAUCAGAAAAAUUGCAACUUUAUACCAGGAUUGUGAAUGUGCACUGCAUAUGUAUAUACACACAUACAUGUACCCACACUAACUUUAGUGGAUCUGUACGUCUGGGCUGCCCACCAGAUGACUCUUUCCUGGAUCUUGUAACUAAGAAGGAUAACUAGAUAGUCAAACAGUCGGUAAGAGUUUGGGAUUGAUGGGCACUGGCCCUGGCUUACACAGAGCAGGAAACUGGAGGUUGUAGGACCUGGGGCUUCAACAGGAACAGGACACAGGAACAGCACACACAGGGGACAUCCACUAGGGACCCUGACAGAGAAAUGAGAGGGAAGAGAGACUAGCAGGGAAAGACAAGGAAAAGAGAAGGCAAAGACAGGAGAAAGGUAAAAAGGAGAGGGAAGACAAAACAAGUUCAGACUUGCAUUUUACCUAUCCACAAGGGCAUGUCGAAGGAGGCUGUGAUUUGGCCAGUGUGGUUCCCCGGAUGCAGCUGUGUUGGUGGCACAGCCCCUUGGCUUUCUAACCAGCCUUCUUGGCCUCGUUUGUGCAUUUGUCCCUACAGAGCAUGUUCUGCACUGGGUUCACGGGCUAGAGAAAUAAAUGAAUGUACCAGGUUUUUGCCUGAGUUUGUAAUCCAGUAGGAGGUCAGUACACACACACACACACACACACACACACACACUCACAACUAGUUGGCAUGUGACAAGCCUCACAGUGCUAGUGUGUCCCAGUUCAACAGAACCAGGGAGGGCUGGAAACACAGGUCUGUCCAGGGCCUCUGGGAGGGCUUUGUGCAGCAGGCAUUGGUGUAGGUCAGAAGAGGCAGAUGAGAGCAUAGAAAGCUCAGGACUUACCUGAUGCAGGUGAGCCCCCAGCAGUAGAAGAUGCUGAGCAGAGCAGAGGGGCUCCCAGCCUCCCUUCUUCCUCCUACCUGCCAGCUCAGAUGCCCAGAACAGGUGAGUUCCAAGUACCUAAAAUGCACAGGCUUCCUUCCCAGGGCUGGAAGAAACAUGCUUGCAGAAGAAA
This is a messenger RNA of Heterocephalus glaber (naked mole-rat), 8427 nucleotides long. RefSeq names its product SHC adaptor protein 3 (gene Shc3). The record is from RefSeq and is a predicted model, not a curated record. Gene Ontology annotation, cellular component: plasma membrane. Gene Ontology annotation, biological process: intracellular signal transduction; cell surface receptor protein tyrosine kinase signaling pathway. NCBI's taxonomy places the organism in Eukaryota, Metazoa, Chordata, Mammalia, Rodentia, Bathyergidae. Gene Ontology annotation, molecular function: receptor tyrosine kinase binding.